AGAGGAGUGAGGUCUGUCAGCAGCAGUCCUGAGGCCACGCCCCCGUAUGGCUACCAGCUAGACUUGGACUUCCUGAAGUAUGUGGACGACAUACAGAGCGGCAACACCAUCAAGAGGCUGAACAUCCAGCGGAGAGCCAGGCCAGUCCGGCCGGCGGCGGAGCCCGUGCCCAGGGCAGGUAGCUCUGGUGGAGGCAGCUGGUACAGAGGGCAGGGCCAAGCUGAAUGGACCUCCACCGACUCCCUGCCCUCCUCCUGUGAAGAGACACAGCAGAGUCCCCUCUUCUACCCCACCCCCCGCCCCUUCCCCCAGCCUCACCCUCCCCUCUCCCCCACCCUGAUUUACCACGCCCCUCUCCCGCCCUGUGAGCCCCCCCCUCCCCUUCCUCCCCUAUCGCCUGAGGGCUACCUGAGCAUCCCCCCCGAACACCCCCAACGGCCCCAGCUCCCGCCCCCCUCACUGCGGGAGCCGCCCCUCCUCAACCCCCAGGUUGAGAAGACCCUGAUGGAGACGAGGAGGAGGUUAGAACAGGAGCGCCACCUCAUGCAGCCCCCGUCCCCCUCCGACCCCCCCGGACCUGCUCCUCGCCUCCGCCUGGCGUCCUUCGGGGGGAUGGGGGGGUCCAGCUCCUCCCUGUUCUCCCUUAGCGCCCCCCACCCCCACCCUCUGCUGCCCAAUGGGGGUGGGGGUAGUGGAGACUACAACCCCUACUACACGUUCAUGGGUUCCUCUAUCCACCACAGCCCCAUGUCCUCAGGCAUGACCACACCGACCACCAACGUGUCUCCGCUCCACCUGCAGCACAUCCGGGAGCAGAUGGUGGUGGCCCUGCGGAGGCUGAAGGAGCUAGAGGAGAAGGUGCAGACCAUACCUGUCCUGCAGGUGAAGAUAGCUGUGCUGCAGGAGGAGAAGAGACAGAUGACCUCUCAGAAGAACCAGAGGCUGGGGACGGGGGGCGUAGCGGAGGGAGGGUUCAGGAAGAGGUCCUAUAGCGUGGGCAGUGCUGACCAGUUGGCCGACCAGCUGGACACCCAGAGACACACCCUGCAGACCCAGGAGCUGCACAUCAUGGAGCCAGAUGGCCAGGAGGGUCAGGGCCAUAGUCAGAGCUCCCAGGGGAUGGAGGAGUUCAGGAGGCUGGCUGCAGAGGUCCAAGCCCUGGGGGAGAACGGCCAGGAGCAGACCCAGACCUCUCUCCCCCUCACCCACAAUAACAACAACCAGCUCACCUCCACGGCGGUCGGCCCAGAUGAGAACAUGAACGACGUCACGGUGGUCGCCCAGAAGAAGUCGCCGGUGAUGACGACGGUACAACAACGACGCUUCUACCGUGACGUCGGCAUGGCGACAGAGCAGCGUGAGACGCGCAGCGCUGGGACGGGAGUGACGGAGGCCUUGUUGGGUGUGACCAGCGAGGUGGAGGCAGAGCUGGAGCUGCAGCAGCAGACCAUCGAGGGCCUGAAGGAGAAGAUCUACCGGCUAGAGGUGGACCUGAGAGAGACCACCCACCUGAUGGAGAUGUCCAAGCUGAAGCUGGAGCUGCAGGCCGCUGGGGGAGCCAAUAGGAAGAGGGCUGAUAAAGGCUGCCAGGCGCGGCCAGACACCUACAGCACGGCCUGCGAGGCACGGCCAGACACCCAGAGCACUGGCUCAGUGACCAGGAGAGUCCAGACACACUGCCAGGGAGUGGGGAACCACAUAGAGACCAGCCAUGCCUCCACAGGGGUGGCUGGGGUGUCCUGUCAACCCAGCCUGAGAGACACUGCUUCGGGACCUGACCUGCCCGUGGAGAGGUGGUUGGUGCAGGAGAGGGUAGAGGUGCAGGACCAGUGUGUGGGGAGCCAGGUGGAGGUGUGUGACCAGGGGGUGAACACUGAUGAGGCCAGGGAGAGGAGGUCAGUCCAGGAGACUGAGGCCAGGGAGAGCAGGUCGGUGGGCGUUGGGGAGUGUUCUAUAGACGUCACUGUUUCUCCCAUCAGACAGCUGGUUACCAUGGGGACUAACCCUGUCCUGGGCGCCACCACGGACUCUGCUGUCAUGGUAACCCCAGACACAGCCUCCCAACACACCAGCACCCAACUGGAGACCGCUAGCCAACACACCAACACAGAGACAGUGGUGCUAGCUGACGGCUGUACCAACACCGCCCUGCUCCACACUGCUGAGAAACACACCAGCACGCUAACCAAUCACACCAGGACUGUCGCUGUGGGGGAGGGGCUGGUCAAAGACCCACAGACCGUGCCCAAAACCAGGUACUUUUUGAAUUGGAUUCAUUUAACAAUUUAACAACACAAUUUAACCACGUGGAUAUAAUACAAUGCAUUUUUGAACAAAUAAAAGUUAUAUAAACAUGUUCUAUUGUGGUUGUCCUUAGGUCUAUUGCCGUGGGAAACUCAGCAGAGAGAGACGGCAGUCCGGAGAAGGCGUGGUCGGCCCAGACCAAAGAGGUGGGCGUAGGCCUGGUCGGCAUCCACACCAACUUCCUGGUCGGCCUGAAGACCCGGAACAUCGCCUGUGGGCCCUCCCACCUGGACGGAGCCGCUGUAACCGAGGAGACCAUUGCCGUGACGACUGUUGUACCACCCCAGGCCCAGGGCAUAGCACCGCCCCAGCAGGUGGAGGGGCUGGAGCAGGCCAUAGCACCGCCCCAGCAGGUGGAGGGGCUGAACCAGGCCCAGGCCAUAGCACCGCCCCAGCAGGUGGAGGGGCUGGAGCAGGCCAUAGCACCGCCCCAGCAGGUGGAGGGGCUGAACCACUACAUAGAGAGGCUUCAGAAGCUACUUCAGGAACAACAGAUGCUGUUGACUGAGAACUACAGCGAGCUAGCGGACGCCUUCGGACAGCCCUGCUCUUCUCAGUUCAACCACUUCGGUUCUAUCAACAGCCAGCUGGUCAACACUCUGACUUCUAUCAACUCUGUCAUGAAGUAUGGCAGUGCUGAGGAUCUGAGAACACAGCAAGAUAGCAGCAGCACCACUACAGGUAGGACACAUUAGUCUGGCAUAUUAGUAUUUUCACACAGAAUGGCACGUCUAAUAGGUCAUUACACCAGGCCAUUGUUGUGUUCUUUGGUCUCUAGCCAGACAGACCAUUUAUCUACUGUUAGCCCGCUCUCUCUUCUCUCUCUCUGGUUAGUAUUGACCUAGCCCUAACAAUAGGAUAUCUCUGUUAACAGACCUGAAGAACCAACACAGCCCAGUUGGAACAUUACUGCUGUACUUUAUACUAGACUAUUUAUUAUCACGUUUUAGUAGGUUAAGAAUUCUUACAGGAUAGUGCAGCCUCAACAUUUAGCAGACGCUCUUAUCCAGAGCAACUUACAGUAGUGAAUGAAUACAUUUUCGUACUGAUCCCCCGUGGGAAUCGAACCCACAACCCAAGACAGCAUCACCAAAAUCAUUACUGUCCCUCACAACACUAAAGACCUGGUGACACUUUGCAUUUGUAUUUGUAUUUGUAUUUAUUAUGGAUCCCCAUUAGUUCCUGCCAAGGCAGCAGCUACUCUUCCUGGGGUUUAUUAUGGAUCCCCAUUAGUUCCUGCCAAGGCAGCAGCUACUCUUCCUGGGGUUUAUUAUGGAUCCCCAUUAGUUCCUGCCAAGGCAGCAGCUACUCUUCCUGGGGUUUAUUAUGGAUCCCCAUUAGUUGAUGCCAAGGCAGCAGCUACUCUUCCUGGGGUUUAUUAUGGAUCCCCAUUAGUUCCUGCCAAGGCAGCAGCUACUCUUCCUGGGGUUUAUUAUGGAUCCCCAUUAGUUCCUGCCAAGGCAGCAGCUACUCUUCCUGGGGUUUAUUAUGGAUCCCCAUUAGUUCCUGCCAAGGCAGCAGCUACUCUUCCUGGGGUUUAUUAUGGAUCCCCAUUAGUUCCUGCCAAGGCAGCGGCUACUCUUCCUGGGGUUUAUUAUGGAUCCCCAUUAGUUCCUGCCAAGGCAGCGGCUACUCUUCCUGGGGUUUAUUAUGGAUCCCCAUUAGUUCCUGCCAAGGCAGCAGUUACUCUUCCUGGGGUUUAUUAUGGAUCCACAUUAGUUCCUGCCAAGGCAGCAGCUACUCUUCCUGGGGUCCAGGAACCCCAAACUUCUCUUUCCAUGAUUCCGUCAUCCCGUCUGAGUCUUCCAGAGCCCAGUUGGGUCAUGCUCCGCUCCCAUGUAUCGAACGUCAAAGACGGAUCCAAGAUGGGCUCUGCCUGUACUGUGGAGGGAAAGAUCAUCUCAUCUCUCUGUGGGGGGCGAACAGGGCAAUGGCUGAGUAGAAGGGUCCCUCCGCUGCCAUGCAGGUAGGCGGGUCUGUAUUUCUAAAUAUCUCCCAGAAGCAAUUCUCCAUCCCAUUAUUGAUAACCGUGAAGGGGGUUAUGAAGUACGUAGAGGGCUUGAUAGAUUUGGGAGCAGCAGGUAGUUUUAUCGAUCCCCAGCUAGUACAAGAGCUUGACAUUGAUCUUACACCUGUCACUCUCCCUUAAGGAUUAACGUCCUGGACGGCCAGCCAUUGGGAAUGGGCUUCAUUACGCACCUGACACAGAGCGUCUCCCUCUUCCACACCGAAACCAUUCAACUCAUGGAACUCUCAUCCCCCAAACAGCCACUCAUCCUCGGACACCCCUGGCUUUGUCGUUACGACCCUGCCAUCUGGUGGCGACAAGGUGAACUACUGUCCUGGUCUUCUGCCUGCUUCACCAGUUGUCUCAGCCUACCCUGCAGAUCCACCACCAUUGAGGACUCUGCCUCUGCAGUGCCACCCACCAUACCAUCUGAAUACGCCCAGUACAGCAAUGUCUUCAGCAAAAUCAAGGCCUCCACUCUGCCACCACAUCGCCCAGGGGACUGUGCUAUUGACUUACCCCCUGGAGUGUCCCCACCGAAGGGCUGUGUUUAACCCCUAUCUAUCCCGGAAAAUGAGGCAAUGGAGAACUACAUUGAUGAAGCACUCAAACCGUUUCAUUUGUCCUUCUUCUUCCCCGGCUGCGUCCAGCUUCUUCUUCGUUGGAAAACAGGACGAUGGUCUCCGUCCAUGUAUUGAUUACCGUUCCCUGAAUGACGUUACGGUCAAGAACCGUUUCCCUCUUCCUCUGAUCCCAGCGACCCUUGAACAAGUGGGCCACGCCAACAUCUAUACAAAACUCGACCUGCGGAGUGCAUAUAACCUUGUCCGUAUACGUGAAGGUGACGAAUGGAAGACGGCCUUUAUCACCGCACGAGGGCACUAUGAAUACCUGGUCAUGCCCUACGGCCUUACUAACGCCCCCGCCGUCUUCCAAUCCUUUAUGAAUGAGGUUUUCCAGGAUAUGAUCAACCGCUUUCUCAUCGUCUGCAUUGAUGACAUCCUGAUUUACUCCCUGAAGGAACACAUACAGCAUGUACCAAGGGUUCUUCAACGGCUCCUUGACCAUAACCUUUAUGUGAAGACUGAAAAGAGCCCCUUCCAUGUAACCUCGGUAAACUUCCUCGGUUUCGUACCGACACCUGGAGGGGUCAGCAUGGAUGAGAACAAAGUCACCGCCGUCAGUAACUGGCCCAAACCCACCACCGUCAGUAACUGGCCCAAACCCACCGCCGUCAGUAACUGGCCCAAACCCACCACCGUUAAGGAACUCCAACGUUUCAUUGGGUUCUCCAACUUCUAUCGCCGGUUCAUUCGGAACUUCAGUUCUACUGCCGCUCCCCUCACUGCCCUUACCAGCCAAACGACCCGGACCCUUCAAUGGACUGAUACUGCACUGACUGCUUUCAACACCUUGAGACGCCUCUUCACCUCAGCUCCUGUCCUUCGCCAACCUGAUCCGACCCUUCCUUUCACCCUGGAGGUGGAUGCCUCCGAAGUAGGAGUAGGAGCCAUACUCUCUCAGCGGGUGGGAACACCUCCAAAAUCACAUCCUUGUGCCUUCUUCUCCAGGAAGUUAUCCCCCGCUGAGAGGAAUUACAAUGUGGGGAACAGAGAACUCCUCGCCAUCAAGCUGGCCCUCGAGGAGUGGCGCCACUGGUUGGAGGGCGCACAACAUCCCUUUCUCGUCCUGACAGAUCAUCGUAAUCUGGAAUAUAUCAGAGGGGCCAAGAGGUUAAACUCCAGACAAGCCCGCUAGGCUCUUCUUCACACGCUUCCAUUUUCAUGUUACUUACAUCCCUGGAAAGAAAAACGUAAAAGCUGAUGCUCUCUCCUGCCAUUUUGACCUUCGACCAGUAACUCAGACCCUACACCCAUCCUUCCUUCCUCCUGGGACCGGUACAGUGGGAGGUUCACUCUGCCAUACAGGAAGCCCUAACCUCAGACCCGGCUCCUCCUGAGACACCAGCAGGGAAGAGUUACGUACCAGUAGCUGUUAGACCCCAACUGAUGCAAUGGUGUCACACAUCCUUGGGGUCAGGUCAUCCGGGCAUUACACGAACCGCCGAACUUCUAGCCCGUAAGUUCUGGUGGUCCUCACUGGCAUCCGACAUCAGGGAUUACGUACUCUCCUGUCCAGUCUGCGCCCAAACCAAAAGCCCUCGUCAUCUCCCUUCCGGUAAGUAUCAACCUUUGCCAAUCCCUCACAGACCCUGGUCCCACAUAGCUGUUGACUUCAUCACAGACCUUCCUGAAUUCUCUGGGAACACCACCAUCCCAUCACAGACCUUCCUGAAUUCUCUGGUAACACCACCAUCCUUGGUGCCACUCUGCGCGUGAUCUGCACCCUUUUCUCCCUGAGUAUUCAUUACAACUGUGCGCCUCCGAUAGUCUGUUCUGGACUUGGGGGCUGUGAAUAGACCUCUGGUGGCAUGUCUUGUGGGGUAUGCAUGGGUGUCCGAGCUGUGUGCCAGUAGUUCAAACAGACAGCUCGGUUCAUUCAACAUGUCAAUAUUUCUCACAAAUACAAGUAGUGAUGAAGUCAAUCUCUCCUCCACUUUGAGCCAGGAGAGAUUGAUAUGCAUAUUAUUAAUGUUAGCUCUCUGUGUAAAUCCAAGGGCCGGCCGUGCUGCCCUGUUCUGAGACAAUUGCAAUUUUCCUAAGUUUCUCUUUGUGGCAUCUGACCACCGAUUUGAUUUGAUUAAUGUUAGCUCUCCGUGUACUUUUAAGGGCCAGCCGUGCUGCCCUGUUCUGAGCCAACUGCAAAAUUCCCAAGUCCCUCUUUGUGGCAACUGACCACACGACUGAACAGUAGUCCAGGUGCGACAAAACUAGAGCCUGUAGGACCUGCCUUGUUGACAGUGCUGUUAAGAAUGCAGAGUAAUGCUUUAUUAUGGACAGACUUCUCCCCAUCUUAGCUACUGUUGUAUCAAUAUGUUUUGACCAUGACAGUUUAGAAUCCAGGGUUACUCCAAGCAGUUUAGUCUCCUCGACUUGCUCGACCACAUUUAUUCAUUACAAUAUUUAGUUGAGGUUUAGAAUUUAGUGAAUGAUUUGUCCCAAAUACAAUGCUUUUAGUUAUUGAAAUAUUUAGGACUAAUUUAUUCCUUGCCACCCAUUCUUAACUGCAGCUCUUUGUUAAGUGUUGCAGUCAUUUCAGUCGCUGUGGUAGCUGACAUGUAUAGUUUUUACUCAAGGCCAGUGGCAUGUCAUUAGUAAAGAUUGAAAAAAGUAAGGGGCCUAGACAUCUGCCCUGGGGAAUUCCUGAUUCUACCUGGAUUAUGUUGGAGAGGCUUCCAUUAAAGAACACCCUCUGUGUUCUGUUAGACGGGUAACUCUGUAUCCACAACAUAUCAGGGGGUGUAAAGCCAUAACACAUACGUUUUACCAGCAACAGACUAUAAUCGAUAAUGUCAAAAGCCGCACUGAAGUCUAACAAAAGAACCCCCACAAUCUUUUUAUCAAUUUCUCUCAGCCAAUCAUCAGUCAUUUGUGUAAGUGCUGUGCUUGUUGAAUGUCCUUCCCUAUAAGCGUGCUGAAAGACUGUUGUCAAUUUGUUUACUGUAAAAUAGCAUUGUAUCUGGUCAUUUCAAUUUUUUCCAAUAGUUUACUAAGGGUUGGUAACAGGCUGAUUGGUCGGCUGUUUGAGCCAGUAAGGAGGGCUUUACUAUUCUUAGGUAGCAGAAUGACUUUAGCUGCCCUCCAAGCCUGAGGGCACACACUUUCUAUUAGGCUUAGAUUGAAGAUAUGGCAAAUAGGAGUGGCAAUAUCAUCCACUAUUAUCCUCAGUAAUUUUCCAUCCAAGUUGUCAGACCCCGGUGGCUUGUCAUUGUUGUUUGACAACAAUAUUUUUUCACCUCUUCCAAAUGUACUUUAUGGAAUUCAAAAUUACAAUGCUUGUUUUUCAUAAGUUGGUCAGAUAUAUUUGGAUGUGUAGUGUCAGCGUUUGUUGCUGGCAUGUCAUGCCUAAGUUUGCUAAUCUUGCCAAUGAAAAAAAUCAUUAAAGUAGUUGGCAAUAUCAGUGGGUUUUGUGAUGAAUGAGCCAUCUGAUUCAAUGAAUGGAGCGGAGUUUGCCUUUUUGCCCAGAAUGUCAUUUAAGGUGCUCCAAAGCUUUUUACCAUCUUUCUUUAUGUCAUUUAUCUUUGUUUCAUAGUAUAGUUUCUUCUUCUUUUUAUUCAGUUUAGUCACAUGAUUUCUCAAUUUGCAGUACGUUUGCCAAAUCACUUCAUCAAGACAAUGCAGACAGAAAGAAAGAAAGACAGGGAGUCACACAGGGAGAGAAACAGACAGACAGGGAGAGGGGGUGUAUACGGAACAUUUCAAGAACUUUGAAAGUUUCUUCAAGUGCAGUCGCAAAAACCAUCAAGUGCUAUGAAGAAACUGGCUCUCAUGAGGACCGCCACCACUAGAAUGGAAGACCCAGAGUUCCUCUGCUGCAGAGGAUAAGUUCAUUAGAGUUACCAGCCUAAGAAAUUGCAGCCCAAAUAAAUGCUUCACAGAGUUCAAGUAACAGACACAUCUCAACAUCAACUGUUCAGAGGAGACUGUGUGAAUCAGGCCUUCAUGGUCGAAUUACUGCAAAGAAACCACUACUAAAGGACACCAAUAAGAAGAAGAGACCUGCUUGGGCCAAGAAACACGAGCAAUGGACAUUAGACCGGUGCGAAUUUGUCCUUUGGUCUGGAGUCCAAAUUUGAGAUUUUUGGUUCCAACCGCCGUGUCUUUGUGAAAUGCGGUGUGGUUGAACGGACGAUCUCAUGUGUAUUUCCCACCGCAAAGCAUGGAGGAGGUGUUAUGGUGUGGGGGUGCUUUGCUGGUGACACUGUCUGUGAUUUAUUUAGAAUUCAAGGCACACUUAACCAGCAUGGCUACCACAGCAUUCUACAGCGAUACGCCAUCCCAUCUGGUUUGCGCUUAGUGGGACUAUCAUUUGUUUUUCAACAGGACAAUGACCCAACACACCUCCAGGUUGUGUAAGAGCUAUUUGACCAAGAAGGAGAGUGAUGGAGUGCUGCCUCAGAUGACCUGGCCUCCACAAUCACCCGACCUCAACCAAAUUGAGAUGGUUUGGGAUGAGUCGGACCGCAGAGUGAAGGAAAAGCAGCCCACAAGUGCUCAGCAUAUGUGGGAACUCCUUCAAGACUGUUGGAAAAGCAUUCCAGGUGAAGCUGGUUGAGAGAAUACCAAGAGUGUGCAAAGCUGUCAUCAAGGCAAAGGGUGGCUAUUUGAAGAAUCUCAAAUAUAAAAUAUAUUUUGAUUUGUUUAACACUUUUUUCGUUACUACAUGACUCCAUAUGUGUUAUUUCAUAGAUUUGAUGUCUUCACUAUUAUUCUACAGUGUAAAAAAUAGUAUAAAAUAAAGAUCAAUCCUGGAAUGACAUCAAAUAGAUUUUUAUUUUAACCUUUAUUUUAACAGGGAAGACAUAUUGAGACUAGGUCUCUUUUUCAAAUGCGUCCUGUAUAAUACAAUUUAAAUGUACAAAAACACAGUCAUGGUAAGCACAAAUAAAACAUCAUAAAUCACCCCAAAAAACAGUUACAUUCCUCUACAAAUAAAUCCCCAAUCAAUACUUUAAAUUGCCCGAACGGCACCAGAACAUCAAGAUUAAAUGUAUUUUGAAUUUUGUUCCAGCAAUACAGUGCAUUAAAGCUAAAAGCAGAUUUAUUUAUUUGAUUUAGAAUUUUAAGACCCCUUGAAGUAAAAAAAAAUAUACUACAUGGAUCAACAGAUAGUCCUUACUGCUAUUAGCCCAUACAAACACAUUGAAUAACAGAUUCACUACAUGGAACAACAGAUAGUCCUUACUGCUAUUAGCCCAUACAAACACAUUGAAUAACAGAUUCACUACAUGGAACAACAGAUAGUCCUUACUGCUAUUAGCCCAUACAAACGCAUUGAAUAACAUAUUCACUACAUGGAACAACAGAUAGUCCUUACUGCUAUUAGCCCGUACAAACACAUUGAAUAACAGAAUCACUACAUGGAACAACAGAUAGUCCUUACUGCUAUUAGCCCAUACAAACACAUUGAAUAACAGAUUCACUACAUGGAACAACAGAUAGUCCUUACUGCUAUUAGCCCAUACAAACACAUUGAAUAACAGAUUCACUACAUGGAACAACAGAUAGUCCUUACUGCUAUUAGCCCAUACAAACACAUUGAAUAACAGAUUCACUACAUGGAACAACAGAUAGUCCUUACUGCUAUUAGCCCAUACAAACGCAUUGAAUAACAUAUUCACUACAUGGAACAACAGAUAGUCCUUACUGCUAUUAGCCCAUACAAACACAUUGAAUAACAGAUUCACUACAUGGAACAACAGAUAGUCCUUACUGCUAUUAGCCCAUACAAACACAUUGAAUAACAGAUUCACUACAUGGAACAACAGAUAGUCCUUACUGCUAUUAGCCCAUACAAACACAUUGAAUAACAGAUUCACUACAUGGAACAACAGAUAGUCCCCCCCCCCAACAAAUCUAAAGGAAGUUUGUUCUGAAGUGUCUGUCCUAUCUACAUCUGAGAGAUAUUAGAAAGAUCAUGAAACUUUUGUAAAAAAACAAUUGACAGGUAUUUCACCUUAUUUUUGGCACUAAACAGUCUCCAUGGAUACUUCCAUUCAUUUUUUCAACUGGUACCGGUGGACCUUCAGACGAGUCGUGUCAGGCCUGUUGGCGUCCUAGAGGCCUGUUGGUGUCCUAGAGGCCUGUUGGCGUCCUAGAGGCCUGUUGGCGUCCUAGAGGCCUGUUGGUCUCCUAGAGGCCUGUUGGCGUCCUAGAGGCCUGUUGGUCUCCUAGAGGCCUGUUGGUCUCCUAGAGGCCUGUUGGUGUCCUAGAGGCCUGUUGGCAUCCUAGAGGCCUGUUGGCGUCCUAGAGGCCUUUUGGUGUCCUAGAGGCCUGUUGGUCUCCUAGAGGCCUGUUGGUGUCCUAGAGGCCUGUUGGCGUACUAGAGGCCUGUUGGCGUACUAGAGGCCUGUUGGCGUCCUAGAGGCCUGUUGGCGCUGUUGGCGUCCUAGAGGCCUGUUGGCGUCCUAGAGGCCUGUUGGCGUCCUAGAGGCCUGUUGGCGUCCUAGAGGCCUGUUGGUCUCCUAGAGAACUGUUGGCGUCCUAGAGGCCUGUUGGCCUCCUAGAGGCCUGUUGGUGUCCUAGAGGCCUGUUGGCGUCCUAGAGGCCUGUUGGUCUCCUAGAGGCCUGUUGGUCUCCUAGAGGCCUGUUGGCGUCCUAGAGGCCUGUUGGUCUCCUAGAGGCCUGUUGGCGUCCUAGAGGCCUGUUGGCGUCCUAGAGGCCUGUUGGUGUCCUAGAGGCCUGUUGGCGUCCUAGAGGCCUGUUGGUCUCCUAGAGGCCUGUUGGUCUCCUAGAGGCCUGUUGGCCUCCUAGAGGCCUGUUGGCGUCCUAGAGGCCUGUUGGUGUCCUAGAGGCCUGUUGGCGUCCUAGAGGCCUGUGACUGUUGGCGUCCUAGAGGCCUGUUGGCGUCCUAGAGGCCUGUUGGCGUCCUAGAGGCCUGUUGGUCUCCUAGAGGCCUGUUGGUCUCCUAGAGGCCUGUUGGUCUCCUAGAGGCCUGUUGGCGUCCUAGAGGCCUGUUGGUCUCCUAGAGGCCUGUUGGCGUCCUAGAGGCCUGUUGGUCUCCUAGAGGCCUGUUGGCGUCCUAGAGGCCUGUUGGCGUCCUAGAGGCCUGUUGGUCUCCUAGAGGCCUGUUGGCGUCCUAGAGGCCUGUUGGCGUCCUAGAGGCCUGUUGGUGUCCUAGAGGCCUGUUGGCGUCCUAGAGGCCUGUUGGCGUCCUAGAGGCCUGUUGGCGUCCUAGAGGCCUGUUGGUCUCCUAGAGGCCUGUUGGCGUCCUAGAGGCCUGUUGGCGUCCUAGAGGCCUGUUGGCGUCCUAGAGGCCUGUUGGCGUCCUAGAGGCCUGUUGGUCUCCUAGAGGCCUGUUGGUCUCCUAGAGGCCUGUUGGCCUCCUAGAGGCCUGUUGGCGUCCUAGAGGCCUGUUGGUGUCCUAGAGGCCUGUUGGCGUCCUAGAGGCCUGUUGGUCUCCUAGAGGCCUGUUGGUCUCCUAGAGGCCUGUUGGCCUCCUAGAGGCCUGUUGGCGUCCUAGAGGCCUGUUGGUGUCCUAGAGGCCUGUUGGCGUCCUAGAGGCCUGUGACUGUUGGCGUCCUAGAGGCCUGUUGGCGUCCUAGAGGCCUGUUGGCGUCCUAGAGGCCUGUUGGCGUCCUAGAGGCCUGUUGGUCUCCUAGAGGCCUGUUGGUCUCCUAGAGGCCUGUUGGUCUCCUAGAGGCCUGUUGGCGUCCUAGAGGCCUGUUGGUCUCCUAGAGGCCUGUUGGCGUCCUAGAGGCCUGUUGGUCUCCUAGAGGCCUGUUGGCGUCCUAGAGGCCUGUUGGCGUCCUAGAGGCCUGUUGGCGUCCUAGAGGCCUGUUGGUGUCCUAGAGGCCUGUUGGCGUCCUAGAGGCCUGUUGGUCUCCUAGAGGCCUGUUGGUCUCCUAGAGGCCUGUUGGCCUCCUAGAGGCCUGUUGGCGUCCUAGAGGCCUGUUGGUGUCCUAGAGGCCUGUUGGCGUCCUAGAGGCCUGUGACUGUUGGCGUCCUAGAGGCCUGUUGGCGUCCUAGAGGCCUGUUGGCGUCCUAGAGGCCUGUUGGUCUCCUAGAGGCCUGUUGGUCUCCUAGAGGCCUGUUGGUCUCCUAGAGGCCUGUUGGCGUCCUAGAGGCCUGUUGGUCUCCUAGAGGCCUGUUGGCGUCCUAGAGGCCUGUUGGUCUCCUAGAGGCCUGUUGGCGUCCUAGAGGCCUGUUGGCGUCCUAGAGGCCUGUUGGUCUCCUAGAGGCCUGUUGGCCUCCUAGAGGCCUGUUGGCGUCCUAGAGGCCUGUUGGUGUCCUAGAGGCCUGUUGGCGUCCUAGAGGCCUGUGACUGUUGGCGUCCUAGAGGCCUGUUGGCGUCCUAGAGGCCUGUUGGCGUCCUAGAGGCCUGUUGGUCUCCUAGAGGCCUGUUGGUCUCCUAGAGGCCUGUUGGCGUCCUAGAGGCCUGUUGGUCUCCUAGAGGCCUGUUGGCGUCCUAGAGGCCUGUUGGUCUCCUAGAGGCCUGUUGGCGUCCUAGAGGCCUGUUGGCGUCCUAGAGGCCUGUUGGUCUCCUAGAGGCCUGUUGGUGUCCUAGAGGCCUGUUGGCGUCCUAGAGGCCUGUUGGCCUGUUGUCUCCUAGAGGCCUGUUGGCGUCCUAGAGGCCUGUUGGCGUCCUAGAGGCCUGUUGGCGUCCUAGAGGCCUGUUGGCGUCCUAGAGGCCUGUUGGCGUCCUAGAGGCCUGUUGGCGUCCUAGAGGCCUGUUGGUCUCCUAGAGGCCUGUUGGCGUCCUAGGGCCUUUUGGUCUCCUAGAGGCCUGUUGGCGUCCUAGAGGCCUGUUGGGUCCUAGAGGCCUGUUGGUGUCCUAGAGGCCUGUUGGCGUCCUAGAGGCCUUUGGCCUCCUAAGCCUGUUGGCUCCUAGAGGCCUGUUGGCGUCCUAGAGGCCUGUUGGUCUCCUAGAGGCCUGUUGGCGUCCUAGAGGCCUUUGGCGUCCUAGAGGCCUGUUGGCGUCCUAGAGGGCUGUGGUCUCCUAGAGAACUUUGGGUCCUAGAGGCCUGUUGCCUCCUAGAGGCCUGUGGUGUCCUAGAGGCCUGUUGGCGUCCUAGAGGCCUGUUGGUCUCCUAGAGGCCUGUUGGUCUCCUAGAGGCCUGUUGGCGUCCUAGAGGCCUGUUGGUCUCCUAGAGGCCUGUUGGCGUCCUAGAGGCCUGUUGGCGUCCUAGAGGCCUGUUGGUGUCCUAGAGGCCUGUUGGCGUCCUAGAGGCCUGUUGGUCUCCUAGAGGCCUGUUGGUCUCCUAGAGGCCUGUUGGCCUCCUAGAGGCCUGUUGGCGUCCUAGAGGCCUGUUGGUGUCCUAGAGGCCUGUUGGCGUCCUAGAGGCCUGUUGGUCUCCUAGAGGCCUGUUGGUCUCCUAGAGGCCUGUUGGCCUCCUAGAGGCCUGUUGGCGUCCUAGAGGCCUGUUGGUGUCCUAGAGGCCUGUUGGCGUCCUAGAGGCCUGUGACUGUUGGCGUCCUAGAGGCCUGUUGGCGUCCUAGAGGCCUGUUGGCGUCCUAGAGGCCUGUUGGUCUCCUAGAGGCCUGUUGGUCUCCUAGAGGCCUGUUGGUCUCCUAGAGGCCUGUUGGCGUCCUAGAGGCCUGUUGGUCUCCUAGAGGCCUGUUGGCGUCCUAGAGGCCUGUUGGUCUCCUAGAGGCCUGUUGGCGUCCUAGAGGCCUGUUGGCGUCCUAGAGGCCUGUUGGUCUCCUAGAGGCCUGUUGGUGUCCUAGAGGCCUGUUGGCGUCCUAGAGGCCUGUUGGGCCUGUUGGUCUCCUAGAGGCCUGUUGGCGUCCUAGAGGCCUGUUGGCGUCCUAGAGGCCUGUUGGCGUCCUAGAGGCCUGUUGGCGUCCUAGAGGCCUGUUGGCGUCCUAGAGGCCUGUUGGUCUCCUAGAGGCCUGUUGGCGUCCUAGAGGCCUUUUGGUCUCCUAGAGGCCUGUUGGCGUCCUAGAGGCCUGUUGGUGUCCUAGAGGCCUGUUGGCGUCCUAGAGGCCUGUUGGCCUCCUAGAGGCCUGUUGGUCUCCUAGAGGCCUGUUGGCGUCCUAGAGGCCUGUUGGUCUCCUAGAGGCCUGUUGGCGUCCUAGAGGCCUGUUGGCGUCCUAGAGGCCUGUUGGUCUCCUAGAGGCCUGUUGGUCUCCUAGAGGCCUGUUGGUCUCCUAGAGGCCUGUUGGCGUCCUAGAGGCCUGUUGGUGUCCUAGACGCCUGUUGGUGUCCUAGAGGCCUGUUGGCGUCCUAGAGGCCUGUUGGCGUCCUAGAGGCCUGUUGGCGUCCUAGAGGCCUGUUGGUCUCCUAGAGGCCUGUUGGUCUCCUAGAGGCCUGUUGGCGUCCUAGAGGCCUGUUGGUCUCCUAGAGGCCUGUUGGCGUCCUAGAGGCCUGUUGGCCUCCUAGAGGCCUGUUGGCGUCCUAGAGGCCUGUUGGCGUCCUAGAGGCCUGUUGGUCUCCUAGAGGCCUGUUGGCGUCCUAGAGGCCUGUUGGCGUCCUAGAGGCCUGUUGGUCUCCUAGAGGCCUGUUGGUCUCCUAGAGGCCUGUUGGUCUCCUAGAGGCCUGUUGGCGUCCUAGAGGCCUGUUGGUCUCCUAGAGGCCUGUUGGCGUCCUAGAGGCCUGUUGGCGUCCUAGAGGCCUGUUGGUGUCCUAGAGGCCUGUUGGCAUCCUAGAGGCCUGUUGGCGUCCUAGAGGCCUGUUGGCGUCCUAGAGGCCUGUUGGCUUCUAGAGGCCUGUUUGGCGUCCUAGAGGCCUGUUGGUCUCCUAGAGGCCUGUUGGCGUCCUAGAGGCCUGUUGCGUCCUAGAGCCUGUUGGCUCCUAGAGGCCUGUUGGCGUCCUAGAGGCCUUUGGCGUCCUAGAGGCCUGUUGGCGUCCUAGAGGCCUGUUUGCGUCCUAGAGGCCUGUUGGCGUCCUAGAGGCCUGUUGGCGUCCUAGAGGCCUGUUUGGCCGUCCUAGAGGCCUGUUGGCUCCUAGAGGCCUGUUGGCGUCCUAGAGGCCGUUGGCCUCCUAGAGGCCUGUUGGCGUCCUAGAGGCCUGUUGGCCUCCUAGAGGCCUGUUGGCGUCCUAGAGGCCUGUUGGCGUCCUAGAGGCCUGUUGGUCUCCUAGAGGCCUGUUGGUCUCCUAGAGACCUGUUGGCGUCCUAGAGGCCUGUUGGCGUCCUAGAGGCCUGUUGGUGUCCUAGAGGCCUGUUGGUGUCCUAGAGGCCUGUUGGCGUCCUAGAGGCCUGUUGGUCUCCUAGAGGCCUGUUGGUCUCCUAGAGGCCUGUUGGCGUCCUAGAGGCCUGUUGGUCUCCUAAGGCCUGUUGGUCUCCUAGAGGCCUGUUGGCGUCCUAGAGGCCUGUUGGCGUCCUAGAGGCCUGUUGGCGUCCUAGAGGCCUGUUGGUGCCUAGAGGCCUGUUGGCGUCCUAGAGGCCUGUUGGCGUCCUAGAGGCCUGUUGGCGUCCUAGAGGCCUGUUGGCGUCCUAGAGGCCUGUUUGGUCGUCCUAGAGGCCUGUUGGCUCCUAGAGGCCUGUUGGCGUCCUAGAGGCCUGUUGGCGUCCUAGAGGCCUGUUGGUCUCCUAGAGGCCUUUGGUCUCCUAGAGGCCUGUUGGCGUCCUAGAGGCCUGUUGGUCUCCUAGAGGCCUGUUGGCGUCCUAGAGGCCUGUUGGCGUCCUAGAGGCCUGUUGGUCUCCUAGAGGCCUGUUGGCGUCCUAGAGGCCUGUUGGUCUCCUAGAGGCCUGUUGGCGUCCUAGAGGCCUGUUGGCGUCCUAGAGGCCUGUUGGCGUCCUAGAGGCCUGUUGGCUCCUAGAGGCCUGUUGGUCUCCUAGAGGCCGUUGGCGUCCUAGAGGCCUGUUGGUGUCCUAGAGGCCUGUUGGUGUCCUAGAGGCCUGUUGGCUUCCUAGAGGCCUGUUGGCGUCCUAGAGGCCUGUUGGUCUCCUAGAGGCCUGUUGGUCUCCUAGAGGCCUGUUGGCGUCCUAGAGGCCUGUUGGUCGUCCUAGAGGCCUGUUGGCGUCCUAGAGGCCUGUUGGCUCCUAGAGGCCUGUUGGCGUCCUAGAGCCUGUUGGCGUCCUAGAGGCCUGUUGGCGUCCUAGAGGCCUGUUUGGUCUCCUAGAGGCCUGUUGGUCGUCCUAGAGGCCUGUUGGCGUCCUAGAGCCUGUUGGUCGUCCUAGAGGCCUGUUGGUCUCCUAGAGGCCUGUUGGCGUCCUAGAGGCCUGUUGGCGUCCUAGAGGCCUGUUGGUCUCCUAGAGCCUGUUGUCUCCUAGAGGCCUGUUGGCUCCUAGAGGCCUGUUGGUCUCCUAAGCCUGUUGGCGUCCUAGAGGCCUUGUGUUGGUCCUCCUAGAGGCUGUUGGCGUCCUAGAGGCCUGUUGGCGUCCUAGAGGCCUUUGGUCCUCCUGAGAGGCCUGUUGGCUCCUAGAGGCCUUUGGCGUCCUAGAGGCCUGUUGGCGUCCUAGAGGCCUGUUGGGCGUCCUAGAGGCCUGUUGGUCUCCUAGAGGCCUGUUGGCGUCCUAGAGGCCUGUUUGCUCCUAGAGCCGGUUGGCGUCCUAGAGGCCUGUUGGUCUCUAGAGGCCUGUUGGUCUCCUAGAGGCCUGUUGGCGUCCUAGAGGCCUGUUGGCGUCCUAGAGGCCUGUUGUUGGUCUCCUAGAGGGCCUGUUGGCGUCCUAGAGGCCUGUUGGGUCCUAGAGGCCUGUUGGCGUCCUAGAGGCCUGUUGGUCUCCUAGAGGCCUGUUGGCUCCUAGAGGCCUGUUGGCGUCCUAGAGGCCUGUUGGCGUCCUAGAGGCCUGUUGGUCUCCUAGAGGCCUGUUGGCGUCCUAGAGGCCUGUUGGCGUCCUAGAGGCCUGUUGGCUCCUAGAGGCCUGUUGGUCUCCUAGAGGCCUGUUGGCGUCCUAGAGGCCUGUUGGCUCCUAGAGGCCUGUUGGGUCCUAGAGGCCUGUUGGCUCCUAGAGGCCUGUUGGUCUCCUAGAGGCCUGUUGGCGUCCUAGAGGCCUGUUGGCGUCCUAGAGGCCUGUUGGUUCUCCUAGAGGCCUGUUGGCGUCCUAGAGGCCUGUUGGCGUCCUAGGGCCUGUUUGGUCUCCUAGAGGCCUGUUGGUCUCCUAGAGGCCUGUUGGCGUCCUAGAGGCCUGUUGGCGUCCUAGAGGCCUGUUGGCGUCCUAGAGGCCUGUUGGUCUCCUAGAGGCCUGUUGGUCUCCUAGAGGCCUGUUGGCGUCCUAGAGGCCUGUUGGCGUCCUAGAGGCCUGUUGGUCUCCUAGAGGCCUGUUGGCUCCUAGAGGCCUGUUGGCGUCCUAGAGGCCUGUUGGUUCCUAGAGGCCUGUUGGUUCCUAGAGGCCUGUUGGCGUCCUAGAGGCCUGUUGGUCGUCCUAGAGGCCUGUUGGCGUCCUAGAGGCCUGUUGGCGUCCUAGAGGCCUGUUGGUCUCCUAGAGGCCUGUUGGCGUCCUAGAGGCCUGUUGGUCUCCUAGAGGCCUGUUGGCGUCCUAGAGGCCUGUUGGUCUCCUAGAGGCCUGUUGGCGUCCUAGAGGCCUGUUGGCGUCCUAGAGGCCUGUUGGUCUCCUAGAGGCCUGUUGGUCUCCUAGAGGCCUGUUGGCGUCCUAGAGGCCUGUUGGUCUCCUAGAGGCCUGUUGGCGUCCUAGAGGCCUGUUGGCGUCCUAGAGGCCUGUUGGCUCCUAGAGGCCUGUUGCGUGCUCCUAGAGGCCUGUUGGUCUCCUAGAGGCCUGUUGGCGUCCUAGAGGCCUGUUGGUCGUCCUAGAGGCCUGUUGGCUCCUAGAGGCCUGUUGGUCUCCUAGAGGCCUGUUGGGUCCUAGAGGCCUGUUGGCGUCCUAGAGGCCUGUUGGCGUCCUAGAGGCCUGUUGGCGUCCUAGAGGCCUGUUGGUCCUAGAGCCUGUGCGCAGAGGCCUUUGGCGUCCUAGAGGCCUGUUGGCGUCCUAGAGCCUGUUGGUCUCCUAGAGGCCUGUUGGCGUCCUAGAGGCCUGUGUGGUCUCCUAGAGGCCUGUUGGCGUCCCUUUGAGGCCUGUUGGUCCUAGAGGCCUGUUGGCGUCCUAGAGGCCUGUUGGCUCCUAGAGGCCUGUUGGCUCUAGACCUUGAGGUCCAAGGCUCCUGGUGUUGGUCGUCCUAGAGGCCUGUUGGGCUGUCCUAGAGGCCUGUUGGUCUCCUAGAGGCCUGUUGGGUCCUAGAGGCCUGUUGGUCUCCUAGAGGCCUGUUGGCGUCCUAGAGGCCUGUUGGUCUGCCUAGAGGCCUGUUGGCGUCCUAGAGGCCUGUUGGUCUCCUAGAGGCCUGUUGGUUCCUAGAGGCCUGUUGGCGUCCUAGAGGCCUGUUGGCGUCCUAGAGGCCUGUUGGUCUCCUAGAGGCCUGUUGGUCUCCUAGAGGCCUGUUGGCGUCCUAGAGGCCUGUUGGUCUCCUAGAGGCCUGUUGGUCCUAGAGGCCUGUUGGCGUCCUAGAGGCCUGUUGGCGCCUAGAGGCCUGUUGUCUCCUAGAGGCCUGUUGGUCUCCUAGAGCCUGUUGCGCGUCUCCUAGAGGCCUGUUGGUCUCCUAGAGGCCUGUUGGCGUCCUAGAGGCCUGUUGGUCUCCUAGAGGCCUGUUGGUGUCCUAGAGGCCUGUUGGUCUCCUAGAGGCCUGUUGGCGUCCUAGAGGCCUGUUGGUCUCCUAGAGGCCUGUUGGGUCCUAGAGGCCUGUUGGUCUCCUAGAGGCCUGUUGGUUCCUAGAGGCCUGUUGGUCUCCUAGAGGCCUGUUGGCGUCCUAGAGGCCUGUUGGCUCCUAGAGGCCUGUUGGUCUCCUAGAGGCCUGUUGGUCUCCUAGAGGCCUGUUGGUCUCCUAGAGGCCUGUUGGUCUCCUAGAGGCCUGUUGGCGUCCUAGAUGGCCUGUUGGCGUCCUAGAGGCCUGUUGGCGUCCUAGAGGCCUGUUGGCGUCCUAGAGGCCUGUUGGUCUCCUAGAGGCCUGUUGGUCUCCUAGAGGCCUGUUGGUGUCCUCAGAGGCCUGUUGGUUCCUAGAGGCCUGUUGGUCUCCUAGAGGCCUGUUGGUCUCCUAGAGGCCUGUUGCGUUGUCCUAGAGGCCUGUUGGUCUCCUAGAGGCCUGUUGGCGUCCUAGAGGCCUGUUGGUCUCCUAGAGGCCUUGUUGGUCUCCUAGAGGCCUGUUGGCGUCCUAAGGCCUGUUGGCGUCCUAGAGGCCUGUUGGUCUCCUAGAGGCCUGUUGGUCUACCUAGAGGCCUGUUGGCGUCCUAGAGGCCUGUUGGUCUCCUAGAGGCCUGUUGGCGUCCUAGAGGCCUGUUGGCUCCUAGGCUGUUGCCCUAGAGGCCUGUUGGCGUCCCUAGAGGCCUGUUGGUGUCCUAGAGGCCUGUUAGUCUCCUAGAGGCCUGUUGGCGUCCUAGAGGCCUGUUGGUCUCCUAGAGGCCUGUUGGUGUCCUAGAGGCCUGUUGGUCUCCUAGAGGCCUGUUGGUGUCCUAGAGGCCUGUUAGUUUACUAGAGGCCUGUUGGCUCCUAGAGGCCUGUUGGUCUCCUAGAGGCCUGUUGGCGUCCUAGAGGCCUGUUGGUCUCCUAGAGGCCUGUUGGCGUCCUAGAGGCCUGUUGGUCUCCUAGAGGCCUGUUGGUCUCCUAGAGGCCUGUUGGCGUCCUAGAGGCCUGUUGUUUCCUGGGCCUUGGUCUCCUAGAGGCCUGUUGGUGUCCUAGAGGCCUGUGGUCCCUAGAGGCCUGUUGGUGUCCUAGAGGCCUGUUGGUCUAGCAGGGCAGAUAUUUGACGAACUGACUUGUUGGAAAGGUGGCAUCCUAUGACGGUGCCACGUUGAAAGUCACUGAGCUCUUCAGUAAGGCCAUUCUACUGCCAAUGUUUGUCUAUGGAGAUCGCAUGGCUGUGUGCUCGAUUUUAUACCUGUCAGCAACGGCAACAGGUGUGGCUGGAAAAAAAGGGCUGUCCACAUACUUUUUUAUACAUAGUGUACAAGCCAAACAAGCUACUGCCAUGUGUUCUGGGGUAAUUUGACACUAUUGGAUCAGUGGUGGAUCUGUGCUAUGUAGUACCUUUCAUCAGUCAGUAUCCUCAGUGUUUCUGAUGAACAGGCAGAACCAGGACUCAAUGGACACUUGUUGUUUCUGUCUGAAGCUACAACUGAUUUAUGUAACGCUGGAAUGGUAGCCUGGUAGCCAUGUGCUGGGCAUUCAUGUCUAGAAGCUACUUGGUACCACUUGGGUGUGUGUUUCUGGAAGCUUCUUGGUACCACUUGGGUGUGUGGUAGAAGUGUAGUGCAUGUCUCAUAAUCAGCCCACUUCUCCCUAGUGCUUGUUCACCUCGCUGCUUAUAGACUCAGCUGAUGGUGAAUUCUAGAAGCAGGACAUUCCAGUGUUUGUUGGUCAGAGGAUGCUGAAGCCAAGUCUCUAACUGCUUCCAGGUCAGUAGCCACAUAGAACCAGACAGAUGGUCUCUGGAAGCAGAUCAGAGAAAUGAACUAGUCAGGUGUUCUACUCCUUAAAGACGGACUCCUGUUUUAGUGUUGUACUCUUUAACUGCCUCCUCUGAACACUUUUAAAAACAGACUCCUGUUUUAGUAUUUCAGUGUUGUCCUCAGCUAUUUCAAAUUUUCAUGUGUCCCCUUCUGUCUAUAUCUGUCCUCUUCCUGUGUCCCCUUCUGUCUAUAUCUGUCCUCUUCCUGUGUCCCCUUCUGUCUAUAUCUGUCCUCUUCCUGUGUCCCCUUCUGUCUAUUCUGUCCUCUUCCUGGUCCCUCUGUCUUAUCUUCUCAUCUUCCUGUGUCCCCCUUGCUGUCUAUAUCUGUCCUCUUCCUGUGUCCCCUUCUGUCUAUAUCUGUCCUCUUCCUGUGUCCCCUUCUGUCUAUAUCUGUCCUCUUCCUGUGUCCCCUUCUGUCUAUAUCUGUCCUCUUCCUGUGUCCCCUUCUGUCUAUAUCUGUCCUCUUCCUGUGUCCCCUUCUGUCUAUAUCUGUCCUCUUCCUGUGUCCCCUUCUGUCUAUAUCUGUCCUCUUCCUGUGUCCCCUUCUGUCUAUAUCUGUCCUCUUCCUGUGUCCACUUCUGCAUCUGAAUCCUCCCCUCUUCUGUGAUUGGUCCAGAUCGGUGUCAGUUGCAGGUGUCCAGUGAAGUCAUCCAGAGUUCAGAGGUCAGCCAGACGGAGAUAGUGUCACAUGACCCCAAGGCCCCGCCCAGCCCGGCCACGCUGAAGCAUCGCAUGGACCAGCAGAUGUCCAGCGCCCUGAACGGUAUGGAACUACUACCAAUCUGGCAACACACAGAACUACUACCAAUCUGGCAACACACAGAACUACUACCAAUCUGGCAACACACAGAACUACUACCAAUCUGGCAACACACAGAACUACUACCAAUCUGGCAACACACAGAACUACUUCCAAUCUGGCAACACACAGAACUACUUCCAAUCUGGCAACACACAGAACUACUACCAAUCUGGCAACACACAGAACUACUACCAAUCUGGCAACACACAGAACUACUACUAAUCUGACAACCAAUGGAAUUACUACUUAUCUGGCAACACAUAGAACUACUUCCAAUCUGGCAACACACUCUUACACACAAUACAUUCCUCCUGCACGAUACCGUGCCACGGCUGGACUGUCCCCCAAUCUGGCAACGCUUCUCAGGCCCAGAACUACGGUGGGCCCUACUACUGAAAACAACCCAGGAGUUGCUAAACACACACAGUGGAAAACGGCAACAGCCCACAACCCCCCUUGUUUUGUGAGGUGUGUGCGGUGGUUGUGUGUCUGUCUAUAGAACAUGUAACACACAAACCCCCCCCCAGGUUGCUAGGUAACUCUUCUCUGGCGCUGGCUACCACCUGUCAUAAUAUAGGAAGCACGCUGAGGGCUCUGACACCAUCCAACACAACACACUUCCCCCCUGAAGCAGAGAAAGAGGCCCCUCCAUCAGUCCUGGCAGUGUCUGCCGUGUUUUCCUCCACAGAGCUGAGAGGAGAGGGC
Molecule: messenger RNA, 22753 nt
Organism: Coregonus sp. 'balchen'
Lineage: Eukaryota; Metazoa; Chordata; Actinopteri; Salmoniformes; Salmonidae
Source: the annotation of a GenBank genome assembly